GCGGGGGCAAGAUUCCAAUACCCGUCCUGGACGGCACGAGCAAGACAGUGAAGAAGUACAGCCGAAAAAUCGACGCUUGGCAGAUCGGCGCGGAGGUCUUGCCGCCCAAGCCUGGGGCCACGCUCGUGGCGAGCCUCCAAGGGAAAACCGAGGAGGCGUGCGAGGAGCUCGAUUUGGAUACGAUCAAGGAGGACAGCUCGAUUGAGGUUUUCUUGGGGUAUCGCGGGACUCGUUUUCGCGAGAUCGAGGUGUUGGAGACACCCGCGCUUCUGCGGACGUUCGUGAAAUCAGGCUGCGUCAUGUUCAAUGUCGAAGAAGUUCGAGAUUUCAACAACCGCUGCACCGGCAUCGCCACGAAGCUAGAAACGGGUAAGGGCAUCCACGUGCCAGACGAGGUCCUAGCCGCUACUAGCCGACCUAUGCAUAAAAAAAGAGCUCGAGUGCCCACGGAGCGCGCGGCUAGCGUGCUGAACGCGGUUGGCAACGAGUUCAAUCAUGUCAAAAUCCAGGAGCAGUUGAUGAUGAACCUGCCCAAAGUCGUGGCCGUGGACGGCUAUAGUGGCGACCGCGAUAAAGGAAACUACGGAGGUCACAAGAAGGGGCGGGUGGCGUUCUUCACCAAGAAGAUGGUGCGCGCGAGGGACGAGCUGAGGGAAGCCAAGCAGUCCCGCGGCUACUUCGCCAAGAGGGAUGGCGGCCAGCCGUCCAAGAAGGACGGCCCCACGACCAGAAAGAUGAAGGGGGCUAACCAGACGAACGUGACACCGAACGACGGGGCCGGCAAGCACCAGCAGCCCCACUUGGCCGAGAUGACAGUCGCGGCGGUCUACAAGCACGACCAGAUAGGCCCGGCCAGUGCCCGCAGUCAAGGCGUGCAACAGGCGAUCGACGGCAAGAAGCUUCGCCAGGACGUCGUCAUUCCCCCGGAGGUGACCGCCGUCCAGGGCUCAGCGCUGAUCUACAUCAGCAUCGAGGAGCUACUCAAGGAAUCAGGAGGCAAGUUGACUCUCGACACGGCCUGUUCGAGGUGCGUCGGAGGCUUGGACUGGUACAGCGACGCCAAAAAGAAACUGGCGGCCUUCACCAUCCAGCCCAUCGGGUAUGCGGAGAAGGACCCGUUCCGUUUCGGAGCGUCCAAGGCCCAGUGCGGGCUCGACGCCGUCUAUCACGCAGCGGACAACAAGCUGGACGUCAAGUCGAUCGGCGAGUCUGGCAUCCAGAUGAGCCUGGACCGCGCUGGCCACCCGACGCUGGACGUCUUGGGCUUGAAGCCGAGCUACAAGUCCGUGCAGGACGUGUCGG
Messenger RNA from Prorocentrum cordatum, 1302 nucleotides. The record is from the annotation of a GenBank genome assembly. NCBI's taxonomy places the organism in Eukaryota, Dinophyceae, Prorocentrales, Prorocentraceae.